CUCCCCUGCUCGGCUCUUCCUGGAUCUGACGGCCCUAUCCGAGUAGCAACUUACGCCUUCCAGGCUUUUUUCACCGUCGAAUCGUAAAAUAAAGUCAUCUUUGGUGCUCGUCGGUCAGCUCAGCGGAGGAGUUCAACAAAAAGUGGUUCUGAAGAUGAGUUACCCAGGAUACCCACCUCAAUCCGGCGGAUACCCGCCACAGGCAGGGGGUUACCCACCACAGGCAGGGGGCUACCCACCACAGCCAGGAGCAUAUCCACCUCAGUCAGGCGGCUACCCUCCAGCAGGUGGUUACCCCCCACAGGGUGGUGGUUACCCUCCUCAGGCAGGUGGUUACCCUCCUCAGGCAGGUGGUUACCCUCCUCAGGCAGGCGGUUACCCCCCUGCAGCAGGCGGUUACCCCCCAGCAGCAGGGGGCUUCCAACCUCAACCAGGUGGCUACCCUGCCCCACCUGGAGGCUUCCCUCAGGCUGGUGGAUUUCCUGCACAACCUGGACAAGCAGGUUAUCCCUCCAUGCCUCCAGCAGGUGGAGGCUGGGGUGCAGCACCAGGUGGCUACGGCAUGCCAGGAGCUCAGCAGGGAUACCCAGGGGGCCCCGCCCCAGGCCAACCCAUGCCAAAUUACCCUGGAGCCCCUGCCUCUGGCCCCUCAAUGCCUGGCUAUGGAGGAGGAGUUCCAUCCAACCCUCAGGCACCACCUGUUAAUAAAGGAUUCAGGGGUACCAUAAAAGAUUUUCCUGGGGCCGAUCCACUGAAGGAUGUAGAAGUUCUUAGAAAAGCAAUGAAGGGUUUUGGCACUGAUGAAAAUGCUAUCAUUGAACUUCUGGGAAAUCGCUCCAACAAGCAGAGGGUUCCAUUGAUCGCGGCCUACAAAACCACAUAUGGGAAGGAUUUAGUCCGUGAUCUGAAGUCUGAGCUCAAUGGGGACUUUGAAGACCUGGCCCUGGCCAUGCUGAAGACCCCUGCACAGUUUGAUGCAUCGGAGCUCAGAGAGGCUAUAAAGGGUGCAGGAACCGACGAGGCUUGUCUGAUUGAGAUUCUGUCGUCGCGUUCCAACGCAGAGAUUCAAGAGAUCAACAGGAUCUACAAAGCUGAGUACGGGAAGAAGCUGGAGGACGCCAUCAUCAGCGACACGUCGGGUCACUUCCGCAGACUCCUGGUCUCCCUCUGUCAGGGAAAUCGUGAUGAAAGACCGACGGUUGAUAUCUCUCUGGCCAAGCAGGAUGCUCAGAAACUUUAUGCUGCAGGUGAAAAUAAAGUGGGAACUGAUGAGUCUCAGUUCAAUGCCAUCCUGUGCGCUCGCAGUAGACCACACCUUCAGGCAGUCUUCCGGGAGUACCAGCAGAUGUCUGGGAGGGAAAUUGAGAAGAGUAUCUGCAGGGAAAUGUCUGGAAAUCUGGAGUCUGGCAUGGUGGCAGUGGUGAAAUGCAUGAAGAACACCUCGGCCUACUUUGCAGAAAGGCUUUUCAAGUCCAUGAAAGGAGCUGGCACCAAGGACAGAACCCUCAUCCGUGUCAUGGUGUCCCGCUCUGAGGUGGACUUGCUGGACAUCAGACAGGAGUACCUGAAGACUUAUGGAAAGUCUCUGUACACUCACAUCUCUGCUGAUACUUCUGGGGAUUACAAGAAGCUGCUGCUGAAGCUGUGUGGUGGAAAUGACUAGACCGAUUAACAAGUUGCAUCUCGUAAGGACACUAUAUGUCCACACUGAAACGAUGGUAUAGGCCUUAUAUCUCUUGAUGCAUGCUGCAAAGCUUAUAGCCAAUCAGUAAUAUAUAUCAUGUUUGCUGAGGUGAUUUUUGCUGAACUCAAUAGAAUAAAGACAAAUCAUACUUUAAAGACACUUAGACACAAAGAAAACAGUUGAAGUGCCAGAUUACCUUUAUAAGCUUUUCCCAGAAAAUAUUUAGAAUCCACUACAAACUCCUAAACAUGUCUUCUUUUAUAUUAAACAUAUAAAAUAUUAUAUAAAUACAGUAAACUAUUUAGAGCACGGCUUAAUUUCAUUGCUAAAUUGUGUUGGUACAGGUUCCUGUCAUAAAAUUAGAAUAUCAUGGAAAACGUUGAUUUAUUUCAGUAAUUCCAUUUAAAAAGUGAA
Nematolebias whitei (Rio pearlfish) is the source of this 2098-nucleotide messenger RNA. It is a transcript of the gene anxa11b, whose product is annotated as annexin A11b. The record is from RefSeq and is a predicted model, not a curated record. Gene Ontology annotation, molecular function: calcium ion binding; calcium-dependent phospholipid binding. NCBI's taxonomy places the organism in Eukaryota, Metazoa, Chordata, Actinopteri, Cyprinodontiformes, Rivulidae. Gene Ontology annotation, cellular component: cytoplasm. Bases 155 to 1663 code for a protein of 502 amino acids. Gene Ontology annotation, biological process: phagocytosis; cytokinetic process. The transcript is spliced from 15 exons.